AUGGGCGCCCCAGAGAUGCUGCUGGCUGUGCCCAAGGACGACCUGGAAGUCGAGCCCAGUAUCGCUCGGUACGAAUACGAUCCCUGGCUAUUGGAUGACCAUCCACUCCGAUCACAUCCAACCCAAUGUAUUCCCGGCUUGGGGACAUUCUUCACGGAAUGGUUGAGCUCCACUCGCCGACGCUGGAAGGAGACUCUAUGCCACGCCGGAUGUCUGGUCCUGAUAUGCCUGGCUGUAUUGCAAUGCUUCCGCUUCCUGCCGUCACCCGCCUCUGGGAAAGGCCUGCCGCGCCCCCCAGCAUCAUCAUCACAUCUCGGUCCCCGCGAAUGGCAUGUCAAAUGCACAUUCCCUCAUUCGGAUCCCCGUCACAAUGCCCUGGCGCAGUCACUUGCUGCCGGCUGCGACGGCCUUCGAACGGACAUGUGGCGAAGUGGCCAGCAGCUGCAGAUGGGCCCCUUCCGCGCGACAUCGGAAGCGGCCCAAGACCUGUCUUUUCAUCUGGAGACGUUGCUGACCGGCCUCGAGAGCCAUAAGUCGCAAAACUUUCCGAGUCGAACUGUUCAGUUGUCGUUGCCCCCUUCAACCGGGGAUCUGGCGGCCCCUGCCGAACCAGCCCGGAAAUUUAUGCUGGUACUGGAUGCCAAGUCCGCUCUGGACGACCUGUACCCAUUGCUGGUAGCACAGUUAGACGCUCUCCGCCAGCGGGGACUUCUGACCCAUUGGGAUGGGGCCCGUAUUAUACCCCGGGCGGUCACGCUGGUGGUCACGGGUGAGUCCGUGCCGGCCUCUGACUGCUCGAUCUCUGCCUAUGCCGACGUGUUCUGGUCGUCAGAGGACGCUUUUAUUUUCCCCGACGAUGUGUCCGCCGGCCUUGGAUCCCCCAUCUGUGCCGUAUGA
This is a messenger RNA of Penicillium macrosclerotiorum, 897 nucleotides long. RefSeq lists its product as uncharacterized. The coding region runs from base 1 to 897 and encodes 298 amino acids. The record is from RefSeq and is a predicted model, not a curated record. NCBI's taxonomy places the organism in Eukaryota, Fungi, Ascomycota, Eurotiomycetes, Eurotiales, Aspergillaceae. The transcript has 2 exons.